AUGAAGAGUUUUGCUCUCCUUUUCCUGGUUGUGAUCUGUGGCAUGGGAGGACUGGGACAGAAGCUGAAGCCAAAGAAAAGAAGCAAUGGUGAAGAAAUCAAAUUUCGGACUAAAACCAAAGAUGUUUGCACAAUAACCGUGAGUGGUGAUGACGAGAUGAAACUUAGAAUUGAAUGCAAAAGCCAAGGCAUGUCCUACUGGUGUGAAUUCACUGGCAAGCCAUCAGUCUGUCGUGCUUUCAGAAAUAAUCCGAAGAUUUACUGGAAUCAGAUUGCCGCAGAACUCAGAAAGAUCCCGCAUGCUUGUGAAUCCAUGGAAGUGUUGAAGACCACCAUGUGCCAAAAGGCUCCCCCAGAGGCUCUCAUGAGGCAAAUAGCUGCUGGUAUGGAGCCAGAAGAUCUGGCAAGCCAGGAAAAAUCAGUCCAGAAAGCUUCCAUUCCUAUGAGAGGAGCAGGGCAAAACUCUGACCCAACCCAGCAUAGUCAAGGGUCUGAAAAUGAAACAGAAGCAAUGAAACUGGCACGGGAACAUUGCUGGGAAUCUCUGCAUGGUGUCUGCUCCUACAUCAUUGGCAUCCUUAGGGGUUAAGGAUUUACUUCAGAGCAAUGGUAUUACAGUUGAAGAAGGGUCCUUGCUGCAUUUUAAUAAUUUAGACAUAAGAAUUUUGGUUAAACAUCAGUAAUUUCUAUAAAUCUUUUAGCUGUUUCCUUUUUAAAGAAAAAAUUAAACUUUUUAACGACUCUGAAAAAUUCACAAAACUGGAGUGACUGUGCUUAAAGUGUUAGGAUGAACUAACUGCCCUUAGGCUUGUUACACACC
This is a messenger RNA of Vidua macroura (Pin-tailed whydah), 819 nucleotides long. RefSeq names its product fibroblast growth factor binding protein 2 (gene FGFBP2). Gene Ontology annotation, biological process: cell-cell signaling. Bases 1 to 588 code for a protein of 195 amino acids. The record is from RefSeq and is a predicted model, not a curated record. NCBI's taxonomy places the organism in Eukaryota, Metazoa, Chordata, Aves, Passeriformes, Viduidae. The transcript is spliced from 2 exons. Gene Ontology annotation, molecular function: growth factor binding.